UUUGAUUGUAAUCCAUAUUCCAUAUAUGUAUAAAAGACAUAUGUUGUAAUCAUAGGCGGCAUAUGUAGAUAAGUUCAGGUUGAUGAAAGUUAUGUCCCUCAAAGGUAGUUUCAUAAUGGUCUAUACACUUUUUAACAUAAAUUGAAGUGCACAAAUGGAAAUAUGUAGUUUCUCAUGAUCUGAGGUUGGUCGGUGAAAGGGUAUAAAAGCAACAGAAUACAUUUUGUUAUCAUUUUUUCGGAAGCAAGAUGUGGGAGCCUCGAUUCCUUCUCGUAAUUAGGUUUUCACCCCGCCACAAUACGGUAAAUCUGAAAUAACCAAAAAUUUAUAUAGUACUAAAACUGUGGAACGUUAUGGACGAGGAUGAUGGCUCACCACUUGUUAAAAUCAAACUUGAACAAGAAAACGAAAUACUUUCUUCUCUCGAUGAAACCGUUUUCGUUAGCAACAAUGCUUUGUUUACAAUAAAGGACGAAACUACAAUCGAUGCACAGCACUCCGGAUUGCCACAUAAUGGAAACACGCAGCAACAGACUGAUUGUAAAUUGAAGAUUUUCAAAUGUGAUCUUUGCGAUUACACAACGAAUAUUAUAUUGCAGUUCAAACAACACUAUUUAAGACAUGAGGUUUCUAAAGACUUCACGUGUAUUGAUUGCGAUUACAGGACAAACAGUAAAGACAACCUUAGACGACACUCUUUAAGACAUAAGGUGUCUAUUAAUUUUAAAUGUGGCGAUUGUAAUUAUGGAACCGACAAAAAAUCGCACAUCAAAAGACACAUUUUGACACAUGCUUCGAAAGAUUUUAAAUGCGCUCAUUGCGAUUAUAUGACGAAUAAUGAAAGUUAUUUGAAACGACACAUUUUAAAACACAAACCUUCGAAGGAUUUUAAAUGCACCAGUUGCGAUUAUGGCACAAACAUACAAUCUCGCAUCAAACAACACCUUUUAAAACAUAAUGUUUCUAACAAUUUUAAAUGUGACAUUUGUGAUUAUGAAGCGAACACAAAAUAUUAUUUGAAACUGCACCUUUUGAAACAUGUUUCGAAGGAUUUUAAAUGUGUUAUUUGCGAUUAUGUGACAAAUAAUGAGACCUAUUUGAAACAGCACGUUUUAAAACAUAAAAUUUCCAAAGAUUUUAAAUGCGGCAGUUGCGAUUUCGGGACCAACUUCAAAAUUUCCUUCGAACGACACCUUUUGAAGCAUAAGGUUUCUAAAGAUUUUAUAUGCGCUAAUUGUAAUUAUGGGACAAACAGAAAGUUUGACUUCAAACAACACAUGUUGAAACAUGCGCCUUCUCCAAAUUUUAAAUGUGACUAUUGUGAUUACGGGACUCACAUAAAAUCUUGUUACAAACGACACCUUUUGAAGCAUAAGGUUUCUAAGGAUUUUAAGUGUGCCAGUUGUAAUUUUGAAACGAACAUAGAAUCCAGCUUUAAAGUUCACCUUUUGUCACACCAAGCUUCUAAAGAAUUUAACUGUGCCAAUUGCGAUUAUGCAACAAACAGUAGAGACAACCUUAGACGACACCUUUGGAAACACAGAGUUUCUAAAGAUCUUAAAUGUACUAUGUGUGAUUAUGGGACGAAUAAUAGAAGCCAUUUGAAACGGCAUCUUUUAAGACACAAAUCUAAUGUUUUCAAAUGUGCUAAUUGCGAUUAUGAGACGAAAAGCAAAAAUAAUUUGAAACGCCACCUUUUAACUCACAAACUUUCCAAAGAAUUUAAAUGUGUCAAUUGUGGUUACGAGACUAAUAAGAAAUAUGACCUAAAACGACAUCUUUUAAGAUAUAUUAACCGUUUUCGUACAGUGGCUGCUUAUACAUCAAAAAUUUAAUUGAACAAAGAAGUUUAUUGCCUGUCAGACGUUUAAUUUAAUUCAAACAGUUUGGUUACACUGGAAGGGGAAGGGAAUUCGGCAAUCACUGAGUAGGUAACCGCCAUUUCUUCUGGAUCUGAUUGAAUUUGUAAAUAAAAGGAACAUUUUGAAUAUGAUUUAAAAAAUCAUUUAUUACUAUGUGUAUUGUAAGUUAAGUUUAAUUCCGUAGUUUAUUUAUUUACAAUUAAUUAACAAUAAAUUUAUAACAGUGUUAAAAUGAAUUAAUUAAUAAUAGUUAAAGUAUUAUUUAUCACACGCAUAUACACAAUUUGUAG
Messenger RNA from Photinus pyralis (common eastern firefly), 2152 nucleotides. RefSeq names its product gastrula zinc finger protein XlCGF46.1-like. Gene Ontology annotation, biological process: regulation of transcription by RNA polymerase II. Bases 354 to 1835 code for a protein of 493 amino acids. The record is from RefSeq and is a predicted model, not a curated record. NCBI's taxonomy places the organism in Eukaryota, Metazoa, Arthropoda, Insecta, Coleoptera, Lampyridae. Gene Ontology annotation, cellular component: nucleus. Gene Ontology annotation, molecular function: RNA polymerase II transcription regulatory region sequence-specific DNA binding; DNA-binding transcription factor activity, RNA polymerase II-specific. The transcript has 2 exons.